GUGGACAACCAGCUAGCCUCCAGCCACCCCUGGAGUUGGGGGGGGGGGAGUUGACAGUCUGGUGCCCCCCACCUGAGGAAUGCGAACCCACCCUUCUCAGGAAUUGCCCUCCCAUCCCUUGUCUCUGGCCAUGAGGGAGCAGACACACGGACCUUGUGUGAGUGACUUCUGCACAGCCAGCUGGGCACCAUGAAUGGCCACGCUUCUCCUCAUGAUGUCCUGAUCACCAAUGGCACUGAGCCGGCCAUCGUCCCCAAGACCACGAAGGCCAUGUUGGGAACAGGCACUCCCUCCGGGCCCCAGGCCAGGAGCAUCGCUGGGGUGUACAUGGAGCCCUCAGGCCAGGCCCAGAGUCUCUACAGUGCCAUGAAGCAGGGCCUCCUGCCCGAUGGGCUCGGGCUGGCUCUGCUGGAGGCCCAGGCGGCCACCGGGGGGCUCGUGGACCCUGCCCAGGGUCAGCUGCUCCCUGUGUCUGAGGCCCUACAGCAGGGUCUGGUGGGCCUGGAGCUAAAGGAAAAGCUGCUGGCUGCAGAGCGUGCAGUCACUGGGUACCCUGACCCCUAUGGGGGUGAAAGGCUGGCCCUCUUUCAGGCCAUUGGGAAGGAAGUUGUGGACAGGGCACUGGGUUGGAGCUGGCUGGAGGCCCAGCUGGCCACGGGGGGCCUGGUGGAUCCCAUCCAGGGCGUGCGUGUGCCCCCAGAGCUGGCCUGCCAGCAGGGCCUCCUGGACCAGGAGGCAUGGCGUGGCCUGUCGGAGUGUGAGCCGGGCUCAGGUGCCCAGCGCUUCCUGGAUCCCAACACUCUUGAGAAGCUGUCCUAUAGUGAGCUGCUGGGCAGGUGUGUGCGGGCCCCCAGCACAGGGCUGGCCCUGCUGCCCCUCAAGACCACUUUCCGUACCCUGAGUGGGGCGGUGAGCUUGGCCGAGCUGCUGGAGGUGGGGGUCCUGGACAAGGAGACGGCCCAGGGCCUGCAGGAGGGCAGGCUGGCAGUGCCAGAUGUGAGUUCACGCCCCCAGGUGCAGCGUUACCUGCAGGGCACUGGCAGCGUGGCGGGGGUCGUCCUGCUGCCUGCUGGCCACAAGAAGGGCUUCUUCCAGGCUGUGGCUGAGCACCUGCUCCCAAUGGGCGCCGCGUUUCCACUCCUGGAGGCCCAGGCUGCCACCUGUGCCCUAGUGGACCCAGCCACCGGCCGGCAGCUCUGGGUGGAUGAGGCGGUCAGGGCAGGCCUGGUUGGCCCAGAGCUGCACGGGCAGCUCCUGGAGGCAGAGAAGGCGGUGAUCGGUUACCAUGACCCCUUCAGCAGUGCACGCAUCCCCCUCUUCCAGGCCAUGAGGAAGGAGCUUGUGGACAGGCCUUGGGCACUGCGGCUCCUGGAUGCCCAGCUCUCCACAGGUGGGCUGGUGUGUCCAGCCCGCAGGCUCCGGCUACCCCUGGAGGCUGCCCUGCGCUUUGGCUGCCUGGAUGAGGAGACGCAGCAGUGUCUCUCGCAGGCUGCUGGCUUCUGUGACCCCGGCACGCAGGAGAGCCUCAGCUAUGGGCAGCUGCUGGCCCGCUGUGUCACCGACCCAGAGACAGGGCUGGCCUUCCUGCCCCUCUCAGGGGGGGCCCUUGGAGAGGAGCCACAGGGACCCCAGUUCAUUGAGCACAGCACCCGCCAGGCCUUGAGUGCAGCCACGACCACCGUCUCAGUGGGCAAAUUCCAGGGCCGGCCCGUGUCACUGUGGGAGCUGCUCUUCUCUGAGGGCGUCCCUGUGGAGCAGAGGGCAAUGCUGGCCCAGCGGCACAAGGAAGGGGCCCUCUCAGUGGAGGAACUGGAAGCUGUGCUGAGGUCCACUGUGCAGCAAGCUGCAGUCACUGCCACGACCACCUUUGCUGGGCUGAGAGUCGCCGUGACACCAGGAGAUCUGCUGGAAGCAGAGGUCAUCGGCCAGGACACGUAUGAGCAGCUGGCACGGGGACAGACCACAGCCCAGGAUGUGGGCAGACUGGACUCGGUGCAGAGGUACCUGCAGGGCACCGGCUGCAUUGCUGGCCUGCUGCUGCCUGGCUCCCAGGAGCGGCUCAGUGUCUAUGAGGCUUACAGGAAGCGGCUCCUGCGGCCGGGCACGGCCCUCAUCCUGCUGGAGGCCCAGGCGGCCACUGGCUUCAUCAUCGACCCGAAAGAAAACAAGAGAUACUGCGUGGAGGAGGCUCUCAGGGCCAGCAUCAUUGGGCCCAACAUGUUCGCAAAGCUGCUGUCGGCCGAGCGCGCCGUCACCGGCUACAAGGACCCCUACACCGGAGAGCAGAUCUCCCUGUUCCAGGCCAUGAAGAAGGACCUUAUCGUCAGGGACCACGGCAUCCGCCUGCUGGAGGCCCAGAUCGCCACGGGCGGCGUCAUCGACCCGGUGCACAGCCACCGCGUGCCCGUGCACGUGGCCUACCAGCGUGGCUACUUCGAUGAGGAAAUGAACCGCGUCCUGGCAGACCCGAGCGACGACACCAAGGGCUUCUUUGACCCCAACACACACGAGAACCUCACCUACCUGCAGCUGCUGGAGCGCUGCGUGCGCGACCCUCAGACAGGCCUCUUCCUGCUGCCACUCAGCAGCGCACAGCCCCAGCUGGUGGACGGUGCCACACGACAGGCCUUCCAGAGCCUGCUGCUGUCGGUGAAGCACGGGCGAUUCCGGGGGCGGCAGGUGUCCGCGUGGGAGCUACUCAACUCGGAGUACUUCAGCGAGGCCUGCAGGAGGCAGCUGCUGCACAGCUACCAGCAGCACAAGGUGUCGCUGGACCAGCUCCCACAGCUGCUGGGGAGGGAGGUGGGCAGGGGUGCAGACGUCACACUGCCCGUGCUGCGGGGCCAGGUCACUGCCCACCAGCUGCUGGAGGCCCACAUCAUUGACCAGGAGCUCCUAGAUAAGGUGCUGGCGGGGUCGGUCAGCGCUGAGGCCCUCCUCCGCAUGGACAGUGUGCGCAAGUACCUGCGUGGCUCGGGUGCUGUGGGUGGCGUGCUGCUGCAGCCCUCCCACCGGCGACUCAGCCUCUACCAGGCCAUGAAGCAGAAACUGCUGGGGCCAGGAGUGGCCUUGGCCCUGCUGGAGGCCCAGGCAGCCACCGGAGCCAUCACAGACCCCCACAGUCUAGAGACCCUGUCAGUGGCAGAGGCUGUGCGCAGGGAGCUGGUGGGGCCAGAGCUUUAUGCCAGGCUGAGACGGUCUGAGGACGCCGUGACUGGCUUUAGAGACCCCUUCUCUGGGGAGCAGGUAUCCCUGUUCCAGGCCAUGAAAAAGGGGCUUGUCCGUGUGGAGCAGGCUACCCGCCUCCUGGAGGCCCAGGUGGCCACAGGAGGGAUCAUUGACCCCAGAGGCCACUACCACCUCCCCAUGCCUGUGGCCACCCAGCGUGGCUUCAUCGACCAGGAGAUGGAGACAGCCUUGUCCAGCUCCUCUGAGACCUUCCCUACGCCAGACGGCCGGGGACACACCAGCUAUGCCCGGCUUCUAGAACAGUGUCUGAAGGACGAGUCCUCAGGCCUUUACCUCCUGCCUCUGCCAGAAAGUGCUCCUGCUGUGCCCACAGACCAACAGGUCCAGGAGACCCUGCAGGCCACGCUGGGGGCUGAGGACGGCACAUCCCUGUGGGAGCUGCUGCACUCCUGCCACUUCACUGAGGAGCAGCGGAGGGGAUUCCUGGAGGACUUCAGGAUGGGGAAGACCACCACGCACCAGCUGCAGGUGGUUGUGCGGACCUGGCUGCAAGGGGCGGAGCUCCGGGCACGAGCACGCAUCACUGUACCCAGCCCACGGGGCCAGGUUCCCGCUGUCUGGCUGCUGGACGCUGGCAUCAUCACCCAGGAGACCCUGGCAGCACUAGCUCAAGGCACACGGUCAACCGCAGAGGUCUCUGAGGAGCCCGCAGUGAAGGCCUGCCUGUGGGGCACAGGCUGUGUGGCUGGGGUGCUGCUGCAGCCCUCAGGGAUCAAGGCCAGCAUCAACCAGGCCGUGAGGGAUGGCCUCCUGCCUGUGGGCCUGGGGCAGAGACUGCUAGAAGCCCAGGUGGCAUCUGGCUCCCUCGUUGACCCUCUGACGAACCAGAGACUGUCGGUAGAAGGUGCAGUCAAGGCUGGCCUGGUGAGUGGGACGCUGAGCGAGCAGCUCCGGCAGGCCGAGAAGGCGGUGGCCGGGUACACGGACCCCUACUCAGGGGGCUCCCUCUCGCUGUGGCAGGCCAUGGAGAAGGGGCUUGUGCCCCAGAGCGAGGGCCUCCCCCUCCUGCAGGCACAGCUGGCCACCGGGGGCGUGGUGGACCCCGUCUACGGGGUACACCUGCCCCAGGCUGUAGCCUGCAGGCGUGGCCUCCUGGACGAGGCAACAAGCCUGGCACUGACUGGGACACAUGAGGAUAGCAAGUUCUUCUUCGACCCCAACACGCGGGACAAGGUGACGUACCAGCAGCUCAAGGAGCGCUGUGUCCUUGACGCUGACACCGGCCUAUGGCUGCUGCCGCUGCCCCAGGACAUGGUGCUUGAUGUGGACGACCACACAGCCGUGGCUCUGAGGGCCAUGAAGGUGCCCGUCGGUGCUGGGAGGUUCAAAGGGCUCACUGUGUCACUCUGGGACCUGCUGCACUCAGAGUACGUCAGCGUCCGCAAGCGGCGAGAGCUGGCGGCACUCUGCCAGUCCGGAAGGGCCACAGCCCUGCGGCAGGUCGUCAGCGCACUCACCACCCUGGUAGAAGCCUCAGAGAGGGAGCCCUCACAGGCCUUCUUCAGAGGACUCCGGAAGCAGGUGUCAGCCAGAGACCUGUUCAGGUCCCAGCUGAUUGACAAGAAGACAUUGGAUGAGCUAAAUCAGGGGACAAGGACCGUGCAAGAGGUGACAGAGAUGGACAGUGUGAGGCGGUUCUUGGAAGGAAGCAACUUCAUCGCCGGGGUCCUGGUUCAGGGCACAAAGGAGAGGAUGAGCAUCUCGGAGGCCAUGAGGAGGCACAUACUGCGGCCGGGCACGGCCCUGGUGCUGCUGGAGGCCCAGGCGGCCACCGGCUUCCUCAUUGACCCGGUGGAGAACCGGAAGCUGACUGUGGAAGAGGCCUUCGCGGCAGGGAUGUUUAGCAAGGAAACCUACCAGAAGCUGCUGUCGGCUGAGCGCGCCGUCACUGGCUACACCGACCCCUACACCGGGGAGCAGAUCUCCCUGUUCCAGGCCAUGAAGAAGGACCUGAUCGUCAGGGACCACGGCAUCCGCCUGCUGGAGGCCCAGAUCGCCACGGGCGGCAUCAUCGACCCGGUGCACAGCCACCGCGUGCCCGUGCACGUGGCCUACCAGCGCGGCUAUUUCGAUGAGGAAAUGAACCGCGUCCUGGCGGACCCAAGCGAUGACACCAAGGGUUUCUUUGACCCCAACACGCACGAGAACCUCACCUACCUGCAGCUCCUGGAGCGCUGCGUGCGCGAACCUGACACGGGACUGUACAUGUUACAAAUCGUAAAGAAAGGAGAGACGUACAUGUACAUCGAUGAAGCCACCAGACAGGCUCUGAGAUCCAAAACUGUGACAAUGCACGUGGGGAGGUUUGCAGGUCAGAGGGUGUCCUUGUGGGACCUGCUAUCAUCUCAGUACCUGACAGAGGAGCGGCGGCGGGAGCUGGUGCAGCAGUACAGAGCCCAGACCGUGCAUCUAGACCAGUUGCUGGAGAUCAUAAGCGCCACAGUCAACGACACAGAGAAGCAAAACCAAGUCAUCAAGGUGGCAGGCAUUGGUGGGGAAGUGACAGCCGCAGAGUUGUUCAACGCUGGAAUCAUUGAUAAAAAGACCCUGGACACACUACACAGGGGGAAAGGUGGAGGACAGGACCUCAGCAGGCUGGAGCACGUGAAAACCUAUCUGGAAGGCAGUGGCUGUAUUGCAGGGGUGACCGCCCCCUCCACCCAGGAGGUGAUGAGCGUCUACGAGGCCAGCACGAAAGGACUCAUGUCCACGGGGAUUGCGGUUCUGCUGCUGGAGGCUCAGGCAGCCACAGGAUUCAUGCUGGACCCUCGGGGCCAUAAGAGGCUCUCCGUGGACAAGGCCGUGGCUGCCGGCCUGGUGGGCGAGGAGUUGCAGGAAAGGCUCCUGAAUGCUGAGAAGGCUGCCAAAGGCUACACGGACCCAGCCACAGGAGAAACAAUCUCGCUGUUCCAGGCCAUGGAAAGGAAAUUAGUCAAACGGGAGGAGGCGCUCAGACUGCUGGAGGUGCAGGUGGCCACAGGGGGCGUGGUCGAUCCCCGGCACCACCUCCGGCUCCCGCUGGACACAGCCUACAGGCGCGGCUGUCUGCACCAGGAAACAUACCUGCUUGUUUCGGACCAGAAGCACAUGAACAAGAGGUUUGUGGAUCCCAACACGCAUGAGAAAGUAACAUACCAGGAGCUUCAGAAGAGGAGUCGCCGGGAAGAGGGGGAGGGCUGGACUCUGUUCCCUGUGGUCCGGGACACACAGGACUGCAUAUAUGUUGACGAAGCAACUAGAAGAGUCCUGGAGACCGAGCGGGUGGAAGUCAUGGUGGGCAGGUACAGAGGCCAGAGGCCAUCAGUGUGGGAGCUGCUAAACUCUGAAUACGUGACAGAGAAGAAAAAGCUGGAGUUAGUCGGUAAAUACAAAAGAGACACAGCACAUGCACUGGAAAAGGUAGUAAAGGUUAUCGUCUCAAUGAUUGAUGAGAAGGAGAAGAUCAGUAAGCAGUUGUGGUUCAGAGGCUUCAGAAGACAGAUCACUGCCUUUGAACUCUUCCAUUCCUCCAUCAUCACCAAGGAAAUGCUAGAGGAACUCAAGGGCGGGAGCAAGACGGUGGACGACAUCAAGAAAGACGAAGGGGUCAAGCGCUACCUGGAGGGCACGAGCUGCAUCGCGGGCGUGUUGGUGCCCUCCAAGGACAAGCCCGGGCAGCAGGAGAAGAUGAGCAUCUACCAGGCCAUGUGGAAGGGCAUCUUGCGGCCGGGCACGGCCCUGGUGCUGCUGGAGGCCCAGGCGGCCACCGGCUUCGUCAUCGACCCGGUGCGCAACCAGAGGCUGUCCGUGGAGGAGGCGGUGGCCGCGGGCGUGGUGGGCGGCGAGAUCCGGGAGAAGCUGCUGUCGGCCGAGCGCGCCGUCACCGGCUACACCGACCCCUACACCGGGGAGCAGAUCUCCCUGUUCCAGGCCAUGAAGAAGGACCUGAUCGUCAGGGACCACGGCAUCCGCCUGCUGGAGGCCCAGAUCGCCACGGGCGGCGUCAUCGACCCGGUGCACAGCCACCGCGUGCCCGUGCACGUGGCCUACCAGCACGGCUACUUCGACGAGGAAAUGAACCGCGUGCUGGCGGAUCCGAGCGACGACACCAAGGGCUUCUUCGACCCCAACACGCACGAGAACCUCACCUACAUGCAGCUGCUGCGCCGUUGUGUGCCUGACCCCGACACGGGGCUGUACAUGCUGCAGCUGGUCGACCGGGGCUCCGCCGUGCACCAGCUGAGCGAGGAGCAGCGUGCCGCCCUGCGCGAAAUCCGUGUGACGCCCGGCGCUGGGGACCUCCAGGGCCAGAGCGUCUCCGUCUGGGAGCUCCUCUUCUACCGGGAGGUGUCUGAGAGCCUGCGGCAGGACCUGCUGGGCAGGUACCGGGCGGGCACGCUGACCGCGCAGGAGGUGGGUGCCUCGCUCACCUCGCUGCUGUUCCGGGCCAACGGAGGGAGCCCACACCAUGCCGCCCAGGACGCACAGGGGACCCUGCGUGCCGCCACCAUGGAGGUCAAGGUGGGCCCCCUGCGGGGUCCGGCAGUGCCCGUCUGGAAUGUGCUGGAGUCCAGCUACGUGAGCGCCACCAGGCGGGAGGAGCUGCUGGCCCAGUUCCGCUCGGGGAGGCUGGGCCUGCCUGCGCUGACCCGCCGGCUGACCACCAUCAUCGAGGAGGCCGAGGUGGCCCAGGGGACCGAGCAUGCACAGGCGCACGCCGCCCCCGGCCAGCAGGAAACCGGUACGCUUGGCCACAGUGGUGGUGAGGCCGACCCCGAGGCCGCCAGGCGCCCCCAGGAGAAGGCCCUGCGUGCCACCAUGAUGGAGGUGCACACCGGGCGGUUCCAGGGUCAGCGGGUAUCCGUGUGGGACAUCCUCUUCUCCUCCUACCUGAGCCAGACUCGCCGGGACGAGCUCCUCGCCCAACACGCGUCCGGUAGCCUGGCCGUGUCCGGCCUCGUGACCAUCCUCACCAAGGUCAUCGAGGAGACGGAGGAGCGGCUGAGCACGGUGUCCUUCCGAGGCCUGAGGCGCCAUGUGUCCGCGUCCCAGCUGGGCAUUUCCGGGAUCCUGGACCCCGAGACCUUGCAGGGCCUGGCCCAGGGCACCAAGACCCUGCAGGAGGUGAAGGAGAUGGACUCGGUCAAGCGCUACCUGGAGGGCACGAGCUGCAUCGCGGGCGUGUUGGUGCCCUCCAAGGACAAGCCCGGGCAGCAGGAGAAGAUGAGCAUCUACCAGGCCAUGUGGAAGGGCAUCUUGCGGCCGGGCACGGCCCUGGUGCUGCUGGAGGCCCAGGCGGCCACCGGCUUCGUCAUCGACCCGGUGCGCAACCAGAGGCUGUCCGUGGAGGAGGCGGUGGCCGCGGGCGUGGUGGGCGGCGAGAUCCGGGAGAAGCUGCUGUCGGCCGAGCGCGCCGUCACCGGCUACACCGACCCCUACACCGGGGAGCAGAUCUCCCUGUUCCAGGCCAUGAAGAAGGACCUGAUCGUCAGGGACCACGGCAUCCGCCUGCUGGAGGCCCAGAUCGCCACGGGCGGCGUCAUCGACCCGGUGCACAGCCACCGCGUGCCCGUGCACGUGGCCUACCAGCACGGCUACUUCGACGAGGAAAUGAACCGCGUGCUGGCGGACCCGAGCGACGACACCAAGGGCUUCUUCGACCCCAACACGCACGAGAACCUCACCUACAUGCAGCUGCUGCGCCGUUGUGUGCCUGACCCCGACACGGGGCUGUACAUGCUGCAGCUGGUCGACCGGGGCUCCGCCGUGCACCAGCUGAGCGAGGAGCAGCAUGCCGCCCUGCGCGAAAUCCGUGUGACGCCCGGCGCUGGGGACCUCCAGGGCCAGAGCGUCUCCGUCUGGGAGCUCCUCUUCUACCGGGAGGUGUCUGAGAGCCUGCGGCAGGACCUGCUGGGCAGGUACCGGGCGGGCACGCUGACCGCGCAGGAGGUGGGUGCCUCGCUCACCUCGCUGCUGUUCCGGGCCAACGGAGGGAGCCCACACCAUGCCGCCCAGGACGCACAGGGGACCCUGCGUGCCGCCACCAUGGAGGUCAAGGUGGGCCCCCUGCGGGGUCCGGCAGUGCCCGUCUGGAAUGUGCUGGAGUCCAGCUACGUGAGCGCCACCAGGCGGGAGGAGCUGCUGGCCCAGUUCCGCUCGGGGAGGCUGGGCCUGCCUGCGCUGACCCGCCGGCUGACCACCAUCAUCGAGGAGGCCGAGGUGGCCCAGGGGACCGAGCAUGCACAGGCGCACGCCGCCCCCGGCCAGCAGGAAACCGGUACGCUUGGCCACAGUGGUGGUGAGGCCGACCCCGAGGCCGCCAGGCGCCCCCAGGAGAAGGCCCUGCGUGCCACCAUGAUGGAGGUGCACACCGGGCGGUUCCAGGGUCAGCGGGUAUCCGUGUGGGACAUCCUCUUCUCCUCCUACCUGAGCCAGACUCGCCGGGACGAGCUCCUCGCCCAACACGCGUCCGGUAGCCUGGCCGUGUCCGGCCUCGUGACCAUCCUCACCAAGGUCAUCGAGGAGACGGAGGAGCGGCUGAGCACGGUGUCUUUCCGAGGCCUGAGGCGCCAUGUGUCCGCGUCCCAGCUGGGCAUUUCCGGGAUCCUGGACCCCGAGACCUUGCAGGGCCUGGCCCAGGGCACCAAGACCCUGCAGGAGGUGAAGGAGAUGGACUCGGUCAAGCGCUACCUGGAGGGCACGAGCUGCAUCGCGGGCGUGUUGGUGCCCUCCAAGGACAAGCCCGGGCAGCAGGAGAAGAUGAGCAUCUACCAGGCCAUGUGGAAGGGCAUCUUGCGGCCGGGCACGGCCCUGGUGCUGCUGGAGGCCCAGGCGGCCACCGGCUUCGUCAUCGACCCGGUGCGCAACCAGAGGCUGUCCGUGGAGGAGGCGGUGGCCGCGGGCGUGGUGGGCGGCGAGAUCCGGGAGAAGCUGCUGUCGGCCGAGCGCGCCGUCACCGGCUACACCGACCCCUACACCGGGGAGCAGAUCUCCCUGUUCCAGGCCAUGAAGAAGGACCUGAUCGUCAGGGACCACGGCAUCCGCCUGCUGGAGGCCCAGAUCGCCACGGGCGGCGUCAUCGACCCGGUGCACAGCCACCGCGUGCCCGUGCACGUGGCCUACCAGCACGGCUACUUCGACGAGGAAAUGAACCGCGUGCUGGCGGACCCGAGCGACGACACCAAGGGCUUCUUCGACCCCAACACGCACGAGAACCUCACCUACAUGCAGCUGCUGCGCCGUUGUGUGCCUGACCCCGACACGGGGCUGUACAUGCUGCAGCUGGUCGACCGGGGCUCCGCCGUGCACCAGCUGAGCGAGGAGCAGCGUGCCGCCCUGCGCGAAAUCCGUGUGACGCCCGGCGCUGGGGACCUCCAGGGCCAGAGCGUCUCCGUCUGGGAGCUCCUCUUCUACCGGGAGGUGUCUGAGAGCCUGCGGCAGGACCUGCUGGGCAGGUACCGGGCGGGCACGCUGACCGCGCAGGAGGUGGGUGCCUCGCUCACCUCGCUGCUGUUCCGGGCCAACGGAGGGAGCCCACACCAUGCCGCCCAGGACGCACAGGGGACCCUGCGUGCCGCCACCAUGGAGGUCAAGGUGGGCCCCCUGCGGGGUCCGGCAGUGCCCGUCUGGAAUGUGCUGGAGUCCAGCUACGUGAGCGCCACCAGGCGGGAGGAGCUGCUGGCCCAGUUCCGCUCGGGGAGGCUGGGCCUGCCUGCGCUGACCCGCCGGCUGACCACCAUCAUCGAGGAGGCCGAGGUGGCCCAGGGGACCGAGCAUGCACAGGCGCACGCCGCCCCCGGCCAGCAGGAAACCGGUACGCUUGGCCACAGUGGUGGUGAGGCCGACCCCGAGGCCGCCAGGCGCCCCCAGGAGAAGGCCCUGCGUGCCACCAUGAUGGAGGUGCACACCGGGCGGUUCCAGGGUCAGCGGGUAUCCGUGUGGGACAUCCUCUUCUCCUCCUACCUGAGCCAGACUCGCCGGGACGAGCUCCUCGCCCAACACGCGUCCGGUAGCCUGGCCGUGUCCGGCCUCGUGACCAUCCUCACCAAGGUCAUCGAGGAGACGGAGGAGCGGCUGAGCACGGUGUCCUUCCGAGGCCUGAGGCGCCAUGUGUCCGCGUCCCAGCUGGGCAUUUCCGGGAUCCUGGACCCCGAGACCUUGCAGGGCCUGGCCCAGGGCACCAAGACCCUGCAGGAGGUGAAGGAGAUGGACUCGGUCAAGCGCUACCUGGAGGGCACGAGCUGCAUCGCGGGCGUGUUGGUGCCCUCCAAGGACAAGCCCGGGCAGCAGGAGAAGAUGAGCAUCUACCAGGCCAUGUGGAAGGGCAUCUUGCGGCCGGGCACGGCCCUGGUGCUGCUGGAGGCCCAGGCGGCCACCGGCUUCGUCAUCGACCCGGUGCGCAACCAGAGGCUGUCCGUGGAGGAGGCGGUGGCCGCGGGCGUGGUGGGCGGCGAGAUCCGGGAGAAGCUGCUGUCGGCCGAGCGCGCCGUCACCGGCUACACCGACCCCUACACCGGGGAGCAGAUCUCCCUGUUCCAGGCCAUGAAGAAGGACCUGAUCGUCAGGGACCACGGCAUCCGCCUGCUGGAGGCCCAGAUCGCCACGGGCGGCGUCAUCGACCCGGUGCACAGCCACCGCGUGCCCGUGCACGUGGCCUACCAGCACGGCUACUUCGACAAGGAAAUGAACCGCGUGCUGGCGGACCCGAGCGACGACACCAAGGGCUUCUUCGACCCCAACACGCACGAGAACCUCACCUACAUGCAGCUGCUGCGCCGUUGUGUGCCUGACCCCGACACGGGGCUGUACAUGCUGCAGCUGGUCGACCGGGGCUCCGCCGUGCACCAGCUGAGCGAGGAGCAGCGUGCCGCCCUGCGCGAAAUCCGUGUGACGCCCGGCGCUGGGGACCUCCAGGGCCAGAGCGUCUCCGUCUGGGAGCUCCUCUUCUACCGGGAGGUGUCUGAGAGCCUGCGGCAGGACCUGCUAGGCAGGUACCGGGCGGGCACGCUGACCGCGCAGGAGGUGGGUGCCUCGCUCACCUCGCUGCUGUUCCGGGCCAACGGAGGGAGCCCACACCAUGCCGCCCAGGACGCACAGGGGACCCUGCGUGCUGCCACCAUGGAGGUCAAGGUGGGCCCCCUGCGGGGUCCGGCAGUGCCCGUCUGGAAUGUGCUGGAGUCCAGCUACGUGAGCGCCACCAGGCGGGAGGAGCUGCUGGCCCAGUUCCGCUCGGGGAGGCUGGGCCUGCCUGCGCUGACCCGCCGGCUGACCACCAUCAUCGAGGAGGCCGAGGUGGCCCAGGGGACCGAGCAUGCACAGGCGCACGCCGCCCCCGGCCAGCAGGAAACCGGUACGCUUGGCCACAGUGGUGGUGAGGCCGACCCCGAGGCCGCCAGGCGCCCCCAGGAGAAGGCCCUGCGUGCCACCAUGAUGGAGGUGCACACCGGGCGGUUCCAGGGUCAGCGGGUAUCCGUGUGGGACAUCCUCUUCUCCUCCUACCUGAGCCAGACUCGCCGGGACGAGCUCCUCGCCCAACACGCGUCCGGUAGCCUGGCCGUGUCCGGCCUCGUGACCAUCCUCACCAAGGUCAUCGAGGAGACGGAGGAGCGGCUGAGCACGGUGUCCUUCCGAGGCCUGAGGCGCCAUGUGUCCGCGUCCCAGCUGGGCAUUUCCGGGAUCCUGGACCCCGAGACCUUGCAGGGCCUGGCCCAGGGCACCAAGACCCUGCAGGAGGUGAAGGAGAUGGACUCGGUCAAGCGCUACCUGGAGGGCACGAGCUGCAUCGCGGGCGUGUUGGUGCCCUCCAAGGACAAGCCCGGGCAGCAGGAGAAGAUGAGCAUCUACCAGGCCAUGUGGAAGGGCAUCUUGCGGCCGGGCACGGCCCUGGUGCUGCUGGAGGCCCAGGCGGCCACCGGCUUCGUCAUCGACCCGGUGCGCAACCAGAGGCUGUCCGUGGAGGAGGCGGUGGCCGCGGGCGUGGUGGGCGGCGAGAUCCGGGAGAAGCUGCUGUCGGCCGAGCGCGCCGUCACCGGCUACACCGACCCCUACACCGGGGAGCAGAUCUCCCUGUUCCAGGCCAUGAAGAAGGACCUGAUCGUCAGGGACCACGGCAUCCGCCUGCUGGAGGCCCAGAUCGCCACGGGCGGCGUCAUCGACCCGGUGCACAGCCACCGCGUGCCCGUGCACGUGGCCUACCAGCACGGCUACUUCGACGAGGAAAUGAACCGCGUGCUGGCGGACCCGAGCGACGACACCAAGGGCUUCUUCGACCCCAACACGCACGAGAACCUCACCUACAUGCAGCUCCUCCAGAGGGCUACCCAUGACCCUGAGUCUGGCCUCUCAUUUCUUUCUCUCUCUUGAGGGUGAAGGGCUUUGAAUAGUAGUGGUAUGUCAUCUGUCUAAAAUAUGUUCUUAUGUUUUUCAACACGGUCUUAUUUUUCUUUCAUGCUGUCUCAUUUCUAUGCUUUAUGCAUUGGGUGACAUUGUUUUCUUUUCCAUUGCCUUCCAGUUGCACAUUUCCACUCUUCAGUAAAAUGAGACCAUUUUCCUUCGUAAUCUUUAUCUGCACUUAUCCUUGUAUUCUGUUGUGAAUUUUCAAUCUGUUUUUAUUUCACAGAAUAUUGGCAGGUUCCCGAUAAACUUCUCUGCAGUUAAACAGCUCUUUUAAGUGGUACCUCAGUCACACUAAAGUGUAUACAUUGAUUUGUAUGUUCCUAUUUUUAUU
Rhinolophus ferrumequinum (greater horseshoe bat) is the source of this 13954-nucleotide messenger RNA. RefSeq names its product epiplakin 1 (gene EPPK1). The transcript is spliced from 2 exons. Lineage: Eukaryota; Metazoa; Chordata; Mammalia; Chiroptera; Rhinolophidae. The record is from RefSeq and is a predicted model, not a curated record. The coding region runs from base 190 to 13590 and encodes 4466 amino acids. Gene Ontology annotation, biological process: intermediate filament bundle assembly; wound healing. Gene Ontology annotation, molecular function: structural molecule activity; keratin filament binding. Gene Ontology annotation, cellular component: cell junction; cytoplasm; cytoskeleton.